CUGCAUCAGAUCGGCCGGCUGGUUCAAGUUUCGCGUUCGUUGGAUUCGGAAGUCAGUCGCAGUUGUGUUGGUCCCGCGAGGCCGAUUUGCAUUCGCCGCGCCUUUUCUCGCGUCCCCUCAACCGACCUGACAGUGCCCAAGACCCUGAUUCAGGGUAUUCUCGAGUGUGUUGCCCAAAACCACCUGUUCGCGGGACGGUUAAUCCCCCGAGCCGUUACUCGUGAUUUGCAUCCCGAGUCGGCGGCUUGAGAUGACCUUUCGUCCUGCGCCAGGACCUACCCUGACUGAUAUUAACUGAGCGAAGACUCGUUUUGCGAGACUUUGAGCAGCGCCGGCGACGUCGCGAUGGCGCCGCCACCCUCGAAACUUCACCCCAACGGCAGCGCCCUGCUGAUGCGGCUGGUCACCGAGGACACGCCCCCAGACAUGUUGGCAGGGUCCAUGGACCUGCGAGUCACCCUUCCCAACGGCACCACCGUCAAAAUGAGCGUCGAGAGAAGCACCCCGAUGAUGGACCUGCUGAUUCAGAUCACAACGGCAAACAAAGUUUCUCCUGGAGACUACAUCCUUCAAGUGUUGGGUGACAAAGGAAUCCUGCCAUACAAACCAAGCACCCCUAUAGGUGCUUUGGACACCCUGAGCAUUCGAGUGGUGCCUCGUCACUCGACGGCCAACAACAACCCGCACAACAACUCGCUGAACCGAAAGCGGAUUCCGCUGAUCAACUCGCUGAUUGGCCAGCAACAGCCCUUCGAACAGACUUUCCGGCUGCAAGUGCACCUUCCUCGCAACCAGCUUUUUGUGGCCAGGCUCAGCCCCAGGACGUCCCUUGCUGAAAUUUUGGUUCACGUCUGCGAGGAGAAAAACCUCGACCCCAACAAGUACGAGCUGCGACAUCCAGUGAACACGGACCAGAGUCUGCAACUGUCGCUGUGUCUGGCCGACUACAAGAUCACGGAAAUCGUGGUGGUGCCGCGUGGCUCGCGACCUUCGACCGAACUCUCCUCGUCGGACAUUCCGGCCCUGCAGAGGAGCAACAGCGAACAACGAAACGGAUCCUCGGCCACUUCUUCCGGCAGCGGAAGUGGAGGAGUCUUGUCCAUCCUCAAACGCAACAAAUCUGAUGGCAAUCGGGAGGGCAGCCUGAGCGGAGACAGUCUCGGAGGGCGCAGCAGCUCGCCGGCCAGGUCGGACGAAAGUCUCAGCCGAUCCAUUUCGCCACCAGCAGGCAAAAUCAUGGACAGACAGAACAUGGCGCCGCCGCCGCCGGUCAGACACCGCAAGGGACGCGCACCAAAGCCCCCCGCAGCCCCUUCCGUGCCAGCAGUCGAGGUGGAAGAAGCGACCAGCAAGCCUGCCGAACCCAAGAGAACCACUGCUCUGGUUAUUUCGCACUCGAGAAAUAGUUCUGACAGCAGCGGAUACCACGAGGCCUCUGUCCUCAGCGACACCCCCGACAACCUCAAUGGCCACUCCACCAGUCCCUCGGACACAAUAAACCGCAAAUCAAGUAAAGCCGCCCCCACCACCUCCAGCACCGCCGCCGGUGCAGCCGCCGGCAAGUUGCAGUACUCGCUGUCCAUGUCCGACGUGUCCAAGACGGACGCCCCCGGCAGAAUGAGCAACGCCACCUCCACCAGCUCGCUGAGCAACAAGAAGAAAAAGGCCCCCGCGCCGCCUCCGGCCGUGCCGCCCCCGAGCGCCCUGCCCAGUAGGUCUAGCAGUAGGAGCAGUAGUGUGCUAGAACCCUCAGUGUGCAUGCUUGAUAACCCCGUAGUAGAGGCAGAAGCGUCGCCCCUUAACCCACCUGUCCCGCGUGCACGCAGACUGACCCCGGAUGCGGCCUCGCCGACCCCACCCCCCAUCAGGCCCCGGAAGCCGCGCCUGCCCCGUCCCGAUUCGGGGCUCCUGUUUCGGCGACAGGCGUCGUCCAACUCGCUGGUGGGCAGCGUCGGCUCGUCGACGGGCAGUUUCGUCUUCGGCGUCGGCCGCAGCGUCCUCUCCUUCAACGUGAACAGCGAAAACGGCUCGGAGAACACCUACGAGGACAUCGACAACGACCUUGACCUGAGUCUCUUCGAAGGCUCCACAGGUGGCAGCACUAUCAGAACCACUGACAUUCUUCUGGAGGAGGAUGAAGAGUACGCCAACUUCCACAACUCCCUGCUGAGCGAGCAGAAGAGAAAUUCGCUGACCAAAAUUUUGAACGAGGAUAAUAAUAAUAAUAAGAAAAAACCGAGCAGAAAAAAGGCGCCGGCACCGAAAGCGCCGAAGAACAUCGGACACAGGCGCCGACCCAAAUUGGGAGAAAUCGAAUGGGAGACUCAAGCUGAGGAAGAUAUUAAAGUUGAGGAAUUGAAGUCUUUGGACUUUGAGAAGGCGAAACCAGGGAAAAAGGCGAAAAUCGUCGAAACCAGUUCGAGGGAUUUCAUGCUGACCUCGCAGAGAUCGACCCUUUCUGUGCAAAGUCUCAGAUCAACCCACGACGAGUUCGGAUUUCCUUUGGCCAACGAUUAUGAGGAAGUUGGUCACUCGACUGACGAGCUGGACUUGGACCUAGACUUGUUCGCCAUGACUAACCAACCUCACGCUAAUAGUGGUGCUCAAGAGAGCGCAGAAAAACUCCCUGCCAAAGACCUGCCAUCCCCCGCAGAACCCGUUACUGUCCGGACUGAAAACGGCCAUAUGGACAACGGGAGCCAUUGCGAGGAGGAUCUGGAGGUGCAGGUGCAGAGCAUGGACGUUGGCAAGGCGGAGUCGGAAUACGCUUCUGAUGACGAGGACGACCUUGACAGUGCCUUCCAGAGCGUCACUGACGUCCUGGAGAAGCAGCUGGAGGCGGAAGAGCGACUUUUGAAGCAGCAGAAAAUCGUCCAGGUGGAAAAUGAGGAAGACCUUUCGAAAACGCCUAGUCCUGCACCCCAAGUCGAGGAGGUUGAGGAAAAUAUUAAAGAGGAAGACCCGCGGCUGGUGCAGGAAAGGCUGGGCAAGGAAAAACUGCUCAAAGAGUUGGAGGUGAAAAAGGCGUUGCAUGAAAAGCAGAGGAUGGAAAUUGAGCGGCUGCAGAAGGAGCAGCAGGAGCUCGAAUUGGCGCUCAAGAAAUUCGAAAUGGAGUCUCAGAAUGAGGAGAAAAAGCAGGACUCGAUUCCAAUCUCACCAGAGCCAUCUGAUAUUCCUGACUGGGAGUACAAAUUGCCAGCACCACCGACUGCUUUCCGAGAUUCAAAGGAAACCGCCACUCCUUCAAAUACACCAGAGGAGGAAAAGAGAAGACUUUCGUUUGAUUUGAAGCCAACAGAAGUUGAAAAAGAAACACCAAGAAUAGAAAUUGUGCCUCCUCUGCCUGACAUCAUAAUCCAGCAGCCGGACAUUUUGAUAGACCAACAGGAAUCAGUGCAUGAGGAAGAGGAAGUUAAAAGAUUUGUGGAGGAGGAAGAUCCUGAGAUGAGGCCGAAGCCACCUGCCAUCGUGGAUGUGACCAUCAAACCUGCUGUGGUGAGUGAGUUGCCGAAGAGGAGGAGCGCCUCUCCACCCAGGGUCACCAUCAUGCCCCUCAGGGCGGCCCACUCGCUCUGCAGCCUUGUCUACGACCACAGGGACAACAAGCAGCAGGACGAGGAGGAGGUGCCGAGGAGGGGGUCUGGCUCGGACAGUGACAGCGACAGGGUGCUCAGUCCGCUGAGGAAGACCACCAGCGUGGACGACGUUUCCAAAUCAACUGCUCAAAACGAAGCGCCCGUCCAGGAAGAGGAGCAGCGCCUGCAGCAGCUGCAACAACAACUGCUCACCUGGCAAAAGCAACUCAUCACCAACCAGAGCGUCCUUCAGGAGCACGUCGACAUGCCUCUUCAGUCCCUACAGGUGCUGCGCGAGAUUCUGCCUCAGAUGAAGCAGAAGCUCGAAGAAGACGCCAUGAACGGCACCUCGACCACCACCAUCACCGAAACAAUCACUUCCAGGUCAAGCACGCUUCCGCGUGGCGUUCGGUCUUUGGACAUGGAGGUGAGCGACCCUACCGUGUACAGGGGCAGCAACACCCUUGAGAGGCGGACGGUGGUGACGUCGUCGAGCUCGAGCAGCGUCCAGCAGCGGUUCCGCCCGCCCACCAUCAACCUGGGCACCUGGAGCGAGCGGCCCAAGAGCGAAAUCGCCCUGAAGCAGGACUCGGACUACAGGGUGGGCGUCGGGCAACUGCAGGCCAGGGCGGCACCCAUCGUGCGGCAGGCCGAGCCCAAGCCCAAGGAGACGCUCCACCUGCUCGGCUCCAACGGCGACCCCGUCACCAGGAGCAACUCGUGGCGCGUCCUGCAGCAGCCGCCCUACAAGUCCAGCGUCACCAUUCACAGUCUUGCCACUGAACAGGUACCAAAAGUCCGAGCGAGCAACAAGCCGACGGUGAUCCUUCGUCAGAACCCUCCCGCCUCGUACCACCAGUCGUUGGAGCAGCAAAGCGAAUUUGCCGCCCCCAAGGGCCCCCAGAAGCGGUACACCACCCUUGUGGGGCUGAACGGCGCCCCCCAGCCCACCCAGGUGACCCAGCAGCACCAGCCGGUGGUCAUCGCCCAGGUGGCCCCCAGCGUCAAGGGCUUCGCCGCCCCCAGCAGCAACGCCCCAGUUAAAAUCUCACCCCUGACCGCCCCCAAGCCGACGCCUGUGCCGCCUCCGCCGCCCCCUGCCCAACAACUACAGCAACCAAUGGUGAUCAGACCGACGGCGCCGCCCAAGAAGAAACUGCCCGUGCAGACCAGCGAGGCCCCCAGGGACCAACUCAUGGACGCCAUCAAGAAUUUCGGCGGCAGGAGCAACCUUCGAAGGGUGAGGUCCACGCAGUAGAUUUUCUUGUGUGAACUUUGAUUUGAUCCGAGGCAGCAUCUUUCUUUGGCUGCAUAUUUUAUUUCGUCAUUCGCUCCCACGGCGAAAGUGAAACAUGGAAAGCCGUGACGCCCCCAGUACGAAUUUGCUGUGGAACUUCCUUCGCUUUAGAAGAGAGAAACAAAGAAGUCCUUCUACCGUCUCUAACUCCGCCAAGUAUAAUCCCCAGUUUUAUAUGUAUCAAUUGCUCAGCAUGUAUCCAUGUGAUAUGCGGAUAGAUUUAGCAAUAAUAAUUAACUACUACUGUAAUUGGUCUGCAGGUAGAGUCCCGCGCGUUUGUAAAUACAUAAUCAAUUUAAAAAAUGCAACGAAAAUAUAUUAAAAAAUGUGCCUGGUUAAAUCUUUUACAAGUUUACGAAAUUUCUUAUAAUUAGUUCAUUUCAUCGACGACUAUAAUGAGAGAUAAUUAAUUCGCAAUCCCAGGAAAAUAUAUUAAUUUUUAAUUGGAAUGCAAAAAAUUAAACUUUUGUGAUCCAGCAGGGGUUAUAAUUAUUAUUAUUUGAAGUCGUCAGUUUUGUGUUAAUUGUAAAACCUCUUAAAUAUCUGUCAAUACUUAAAAUUUGUUAUUAUUCAUCAGGUGUGCAAUUGCGGAAAACUAAUACUUAUAAUUAUAUUAUAUGUUGUGAUGAGUGAGAAAUAUAUGAUAUGAGAAGCAGUGCUUGCGAUAAAAUACAUUACAUAUUGUAA
Messenger RNA from Neocloeon triangulifer, 5559 nucleotides. RefSeq lists its product as uncharacterized. Lineage: Eukaryota; Metazoa; Arthropoda; Insecta; Ephemeroptera; Baetidae. Gene Ontology annotation, molecular function: actin monomer binding. The coding region runs from base 346 to 4833 and encodes 1495 amino acids. Gene Ontology annotation, biological process: signal transduction. The transcript is spliced from 18 exons. The record is from RefSeq and is a predicted model, not a curated record.